CAGUAAUCUGCGGCCAUCUAAAAGAUACAGUGGCUGUAUUAACCGAUAGCGCAUCGCGGAUUUUUCGCUAUCCAUAAAAAUUUAAACGGAAAUUGUCGUGUGCCAUGUGUGACUCUAAGUUCAGCGGCGCCCGUUAAAUAUUUUACACGAAAUAAACAAAAACAUUUAGCUCUGUGUUAAAAUGAAUUCAUCGACCGAUCCGACCCUUUCAGAUUUAAACACAAGUUAUACAAAUACACCGGAUUUAUACGCCACUAGUGUUAGCUUUGAUCCAUCCCCCGGAUUAGAGGAAGUGGGCUCCUAUGUCUGCGGAACCUUUAACUGCUCUCCAAAAGAGUUCGUGGCUUUUGUGCUUGGUCCACAGACCUUACCCCUUUACAAGGCCAUUUUGAUAACAAUUAUAUUUGGAGGCAUAUUUAUAACCGGGGUCGUUGGUAAUCUCUUAGUGUGCAUUGUGAUUAUUCGCCAUUCGGCAAUGCACACUGCGACCAAUUACUAUCUCUUCAGUUUGGCUGUUUCUGAUCUGCUGUACCUAUUAUUCGGACUACCAACAGAAGUGUUUUUGUACUGGCAUCAGUACCCGGAUCUCUUUGGCAUGCCAUUUUGCAAAAUACGCGCAUUUAUUUCCGAGGCAUGCACUUAUGUCUCCGUGUUCACCAUCGUUGCAUUUUCCAUGGAGAGAUUCCUGGCGAUUUGCCAUCCAUUGCAUCUAUAUGCAAUGGUGGGCUUCAAGCGCGCGAUUCGGAUAAUAACAGCUCUAUGGAUUGCCAGUUUUAUAAGCGCCAUUCCAUUUGGGCUGCUGUCGGAUAUUCAAUACCUUGACUACCCCGCAGAUCAUUCCCGCAUUGAGGAGUCGGCAUUCUGUUCCAUGCCGGACAAGAUUGUUAACGAAAUUCCAGUGUUUGAAGUAUCCUUUUGCAUAUUCUUUGUCAUUCCGAUGAUACUCAUCAUUAUACUCUACGGACGAAUGGGAGCCAAGAUUCGGUCUCGAACAAAUCAGAAAUUGGGUGUUCAACAUGGCACCAACAACAGAGAAACGAGAAACUCUCAAUUGCGAAAGAAGACGGUGAUUCGAAUGCUGGCCGCUGUGGUGAUAACAUUUUUCGUGUGCUGGUUUCCGUUCCACCUGCAAAGACUCAUUUACCUGUAUGCCAAGAACAUGGAUAACUUCUUGGAUAUAAACGAAGCACUCUUCUCGAUUGCGGGAUUCGCGUACUACGUUUCAUGCACCGUAAACCCAAUAGUUUACAGUGUGAUGUCACGUCGCUAUAGGGUUGCGUUCAGGGAACUCCUCUGCGGAAAAGCCGUAGGCGCCUAUUACAAUAGUGGAUUCGCGAGGGAUCACUCCAGUUUCCGGGAGAGCUCAGCCUACGACCGCGUUCAUUCCGUGCACGUCAGAGCCAGCCGACUCCCAAAUAAGUUCGAAACGGACUCCCAAUCUGCAAAUAGGGUGUUGAUAAAGAAAACCUACAGUCUCCCGCUACCAAAAAAUGCGGACUCUACAGUCCUGAGCACCACUGACAUUGUCAUCGUGCUGGAAAACAGCCACACAGUUUGCGAGGAGCCCAAAGUUGAGAAUGAUAUUUGGAUCGAAAACGAGGAGACUUGUAUUUAAGGAGGAGGCCAUUUCAACAUUUGUAGUUUAAGCCAAAGACGUCGAUUGAAAACUCGAGGUAACGAGCACAACUUUUUGUAGGACUAAUUUAAGAACAAAGAUUUGUGUAUUUGGUUGAAUUUGUGACAUGACUAGGAGUCUGUCUAAGAUAUUUAAUUAUUUCCACCACAUGUCAUAUUA
Messenger RNA from Drosophila santomea, 1795 nucleotides. RefSeq names its product neuropeptides capa receptor. The transcript is spliced from 10 exons. NCBI's taxonomy places the organism in Eukaryota, Metazoa, Arthropoda, Insecta, Diptera, Drosophilidae. Gene Ontology annotation, biological process: neuropeptide signaling pathway. Bases 182 to 1615 code for a protein of 477 amino acids. Gene Ontology annotation, molecular function: neuromedin U receptor activity. The record is from RefSeq and is a predicted model, not a curated record. Gene Ontology annotation, cellular component: plasma membrane.